AGAAGUUUAUUAGACUCUUUACUUUAAAUAUGGCUAUACCACUUCUGCAGUCCCGAGUGUUUUAUGGUCUGAAAACAGACGUUUCCGGAAAUGCACAUUACAUUACAGAUGCAGAGAUUUUGUAUCCCGUUGGAAGUGCAUUGUCUGUCCACAAUUUUCCUCAGCGUCGGCAAAGAUUAAUUCGUUUGCCAGAAAAGCAUCUGAUAAAUGUUGUUUCAGUAACUCCAAAUAAAAAAUAUGCUGCUGUUUGCGAGGCUGGAGAGAAGCCUACUAUUUCUAUUUACGAUCUUCAGACUCUCAAGAAAAAGAAAUUUCUGGGAAUACCUUACGAUGCCCAAGGAGUCACAAAGUUCUCUUGCAUCUCAUUCAGUUUUGACAACAAGUAUUUGGCAGCCGUCACGGGCGAACCUGAUCAAACGAUGUUGUAUUACAACUGGGAAAAGGGCAAAGUUGAAUCAAGUUAUAAACUAGGCAAUCAGCAAAAUGCAAUGUCAAGUGUUAAGUUGAUAGCAUGCAAUCCUGGUGACGUGGGGAUAGUAGCCUUGGGUGGACCGUAUACAUUUAAAUUUCUUACGGUCUCGGAAACUGUAUGGCGUUCAUACGGAUUUGCAAAGGCCGAUAAUAUUCUGAUUUGUUCAAUGACUUGGUUGAAUACGGAUAGACUCUUAGCCGGUACGAGAGACGGAAGGAUUCUCUACUUAGAGAAUGGUGACUUAAAGAAUAUCUACAAAAUGGUUGAUACUGAAAUCAUGAACUUGAAAAUUCGUGAGGAAUAUAUCAUCCAAACAGCUGCAUCUCAGUCUAGCCUAGAGGGCGGCGACGAAGCACUCUGGGAACACGAUAUACGAUGUUUAAUAUCGUUUCACAAAGGAUUCGCCUACGGUUAUGGCUCUGGAACAAUAGUAGUAUUCGAAAGAGAUGGUCAACACAAAUAUUCAAAAAGAAAUAUCUUUGUUGUACCGUUGCAAGUAUCCAAGUAUGAUAGCACCGAUCUGUAUCAGAUUAACUGUAUAAACGCGAAUCUCAGUUCUGAUCGUUUGAUAGUGACUACAGGAUGGUCACAAUUAUUUUAUGCAAAACUAUGGGGUCCUGAUUUAAGUAUGGACCCAGAACCACAACAAUUAAAGAUCAUGGGGCAGCAUUUGCAUCAUGGAGCAAUAAGUGGUCUCUCAAUGUGUGCCUGGAAACCACUUUUCAUGACUUGUGGAGAAGUGGAUCGUAGUGUGCGAAUGUGGGAUUUCGAAACUGAAAGUCUUGUCAUGAUUAAGCAAUAUUUAGAGGAUAUUUACUGUGUAGGUUUACAUCCUACUGGACUCUUUUGCCUGAUCGGGUUUAGCGAUAAGCUACGGUUUAUGAUCAUAUUAAUUGAUGAUCUGAUAUCGAUGCAUGAAUUUCCUAUACGAAACUGUAAAACUGUUGCCUUUAGUUACGGUGGCCAUUUGUUCGCUGCUGUUAACGGGAAUCUAAUUCAAGUGUACAAUGUUAUUGGAUUUCGGAAUCGAUUCAUUUUAAGAGGUCACACUGGAAAAAUUAAUCAAAUAGCCUGGUCACAGAGCGAUAUGAAAUUAGUAAGCAUUGGAUCUGAAGGUGCCAUUUAUGAAUGGGAUAUGAGCACUGGGCAACGUUCAGUAGAAGUUAUACUAAAAGGCAUUGCUGUAAAUAGCAUUGUAAUUACAUCGGAUGGCUCAACCUGUUACUGUAUUGCAAGUGACAACCAGAUACGAGAAAUUAAGGAGAGCGCGGUAUUACGCGAAUUCGACUUGCCAGGAAUAGAAAUGAAUUAUAUGAUCAUUGGAAGAGAUGACGAUCUUAUGAUGUUCGUCACUUGUCCCGGUGGUAUUAUUUUGUCCCUCAAAUGUCCUCUUCAAGAACCCAUCGAAUAUUCAGAGUUCCAUAUACACUGUAAUGACAUUACAAAGAUGGCUCUAUCAUACAACGAACAAGUUUUAAUCUCUACCGCAAUAGAUGGUACAUUGUGUUUUUGGAAAUUACAUUAUAUUGAAGGAAAAGCUGCUGAUGUAGAUAAAGAAUUCAGCUAUAGUAAAGAGGUGCUAAUAAGUAAAGUCGAUUUAGAAGAGAAGGUACAGAUAAUAAAGGACUUGACAGUAAGACUGAGGGAAUUGGAAACGGAGAACGCGUAUAAAAUGAGACAAAUGGAAGUGCAGCAUAAUGACAAGACACGCGAGAUUCAUCAAGGAUAUUGCGAAGCGAUAGAAGAGUUAAAGGAUAAAAUAGAUAAGCUGCAGGAGGAACGAACGAACGAGUUGAAUAAUAUAAAUGUUGAGAUAGUCAAGAUGAAGGGCGCCCAUGAGAAUGCUCUGCGACAAAUGGAAGUUACUUAUGAUCAGAAACUCAUAACAGAGUAUGACAAAUAUCAUCUCCUUGAGGAACAUAACAAUGCAAUGCGGGAAGAUUAUGAAAGACGCUUAGAAGAACUACAGAAAAGUAAAGACGAGGAUAUUGAGAAGAUACGAAAAACGUAUGCAGCACAGCUUCACGAGAAAGAAGUUCAGUAUGAAGAGAUGAAUGAGGAAAUGGCGCAUCAGAAUCGCAUUCAUGAAAAGUUAAAAUCUGAAAUAGAAGACGAUGCCGAUCGUGAGAUUAUAGAAAUACGUACAAAUUAUGAGACUCUCUUAUUCGAAGAGAGGCAGAACAAUUUGAAGCUCAAAGGAGAGACUGGAGUAAUACGUAACAAAUACGUAUCGAGUCAGAAAGAGAUUGAUGAAUUGAAAAGGCAAAUAAACCAUUUGCAUGGGGAUCAACUGCAAUUUCAAAAAAACAUACAUGGGCUUGAAAAAGACGUGCUGUAUCUGAAAAAAGAAAUUACCGAAAGGGACGCGACUAUACAGGAUAAAGAGAAGCGAAUUUAUGAUCUUAAGCGCAACAAUCAGGAACUGGAAAAAUUUAAGUUUGUAUUGGAUUAUAAAAUACGUGAAUUGAAAAAUCAAAUAGAACCCAGAGACAAGGAGAUCAGGGAACUUAAGGAAAAGAUGAAAGACAUGGAAAUCGAACUGGUGAAUCUGCACAAAACAAAUGUAAGUCUAGAAUUGCAAUUGUAUGAACUUCGUGAAAAGUUAGCCGCUGCACGACGAGAAAUACAAUGUGAGGUUCAACGAAACAAACGGUGUCAACAACUUCUCAGAAAAAUGCGCAUCGAUUUACACGACACUGCUGGACUUGUACAAGAACCUAAGGAGUUGAAAAAUGCUGUAAUGAAUAUGUAUCAUCAAUAUAACGAUGACGAUGAAUUUUUACGCAGCCGUAACGCAGAUUUAGAUGCUCAAUGUGAAUUUUUGAAACAAAGAGACCAUUUGGAAAGAACAGUGGCAUCUUUGAGGAAGCAAGUCUUUCGUGACCCUGCUAGUGGCAAGAAGGAUCUCGACAAAAUGAUGGACGAAAAUGUUGUGCUCAUUACUGAAUUGAAUAUCUUAAGACAGGAAUUGAAGACAGCACAAAAGCAUAUUGUAGAUUUAGAAAGUAUAUUAGGACUUGCUGGAAAGGAUAUCGAACCGGUAGAAGCUAGAAAUAAAUUGGCAAAGGCUUGCCAUGCACAAAUUGAAUUAAAAAAUACCUAUAAACUCCAAAUGGAAGAAUGUCAAAAAAUGGUUUCAAUUAUGAAGGAACACAUUGCUAGGUUGAUAGAAAAGUUACCUAAUGAAGAGACAUCUGGUGUAAGGGAACCUUAUUGAUAAAAAGUCUGUAUAUAUUUUAA
Messenger RNA from Cephus cinctus (wheat stem sawfly), 3712 nucleotides. RefSeq names its product cilia- and flagella-associated protein 57 (gene tous). Gene Ontology annotation, molecular function: protein binding. The record is from RefSeq and is a predicted model, not a curated record. Lineage: Eukaryota; Metazoa; Arthropoda; Insecta; Hymenoptera; Cephidae. The transcript has 4 exons. The coding region runs from base 30 to 3689 and encodes 1219 amino acids.